GUCCAGAAAGGACCGGUCGGUCUGACAGAAGAAGGGCAUUUACCCCCGGCAGGAGACUUCGAAUCUUUGGAUGCGGCAGCGAACUAGGAGGAAGUAAGAGGGAAGUGACAUCAAGUAGCAGAAGCUCGACAAAGAAAUAUCGAAAUGGCAUUCAGUCGAGUAAAUUUGGUUUGGAUCGAUAAAAUCCACGAUGCUGCCAACUUACCUCAAAGGAUUUAUUCCCUGGAAUUCAGUCCAAAUGGCGAGCAGUUGUUGGUUACUGCAGGCAAUGUUAUACUCAUUUACGAUACUGUUGGUGGGACAAUGGUUGAUAUGCUCAAAGGUCAUAAAGAUACUGUUUGCUGUUUAUCCUACUCAACUGACGGUAAAAGAUUUGCUUCAGGUGGUGCAGAUAAAAGUGUCAUCAUAUGGACAAAUAAACUAGAAGGAAUACUGAAAUAUACGCACAAUGACUCUAUACAGUGCCUGGCUUACAAUCCUGUCACUCAGGCUUUGGCAAGUUGUACAAACAGUGAUUUCGGUUUGUGGUCACCUGAGCAGAAAUCAGUUGCCAAACACAAGGUGCCUUCAAAGAUAACUUGCUGCAGUUGGACAAAUGAUGGGCAAUAUAUUGCUCUAGGAAUGUUCAAUGGCACAGUCAGCAUUAGGAAUAAGCUUGGUGAAGAUAAAAUUAAAAUCGAUAGACCAGGUUCCUCUCCUGUUUGGACUAUUUCAUGGACUCCACUGAAAGAUGGAAGUGCCGACAUUUUGGCUGUUGGCGACUGGAACAGAAAACUUUCUUUCUACCAGCUCAGUGGCAAACAGAUAGGUAAGGAGAAGUCACUCAAUUUCGAUCCUUGCUGCCUAAGCUACUUUAGCAAAGGAGAAUACCUAAUCGUUGGUGGCUCAGAUAAGCAGUGCUCACUUUUUACAAAAGAUGGCGUUCGGCUUACUACUAUUGGUGAACAGAAAAGCUGGGUGUGGUGCUGUAAAGCACGCCCAGACUCAAAUUAUUUGGCUGUUGGAUGCGAGGAUGGAACAAUUGCAUAUUAUCAACUGAUUUUCAGCACAGUUCAUGGACUUUAUAAAGACAGAUAUGCAUACCGUGACAACAUGACUGAUGUUAUAAUACAACACUUGCUAACUGAACAGAAAGUUCGCAUCAAAUGCAAAGAUUUGGUGAGGAAAAUUGCCAUUUACAGAAACAAAUUAGCAGUUCAAUUGCCGGACAGAAUCAACGUUUAUGAGUUAUAUUCAGAAGACACCUCCGAUAUGCACUAUCGCUUAAAGGAAAAAAUAAACAAGAAAGUCGAAUGCAACUUGCUGGUUGUAUGUGGAAAUAACGUCAUAUUGUGCCAAGAAAAACGACUGCAAUGUUUCUCAUUCGACGGUAUAAAGGAAAGGGAAUGGAACAUGGAGUCACUGAUAAGGUACAUCAAGGUGAUCGGAGGUCCUGUUGGGAGAGAAGGACUGCUUGUUGGACUCAAGAAUGGCUUAAUUUUGAAGAUAUUCGUGGACAACCCGUUUCCUGUGUCUCUUUUGAAACAGCAAACCAGUGUCCGAUGCCUCGACCUCAGUUGCAAUCGGACGAAACUGGCCGUUGUUGAUGAAAACAGUACGUGUCUCGUCUAUGAUUUGAAGACCAAAGAACUGCUCUUCCAGGAGCCAAAUGCAAACAGUGUGUCUUGGAACACGCAAAAUGAUGACAUGUUGUGUUUUUCUGGCGGAGGGACGCUCAACAUCAAAGCUAGCAGUUUUCCAGUUCAUCAACAGAAAGUGCCGGGCUUUGUUGUUGGCUUUUGUGGAUCCAAAAUAUUCUGUUUGCAUGUAUACUCAAUGACAUCGGUAGAGGUACCUCAGUCGACGCCGAUGUAUCAGUACCUGGAGAAGAAGCUAUACUCGGAUGCUUACAGAGUCGCUUGCCUUGGGGUAACAGAUGGCGACUGGAGGGCUCUCGCAAUGGCUGCACUUGAGGGUCUUGAAUUUCAAAUUUCAAAAAUGGCCUUCAUUAGGGUCCGAGAUCUCAAGUAUUUGCAGUUGAUAAACUCCAUUGAGGAGCGAAAGAAAAGGGGUGAUAGUGACAAUCAAGCAUUUUUGGCCGACAUAUUUGCCUAUCAGGGCAAGUUUCAAGAGGCGGCAAAGUUAUAUAAGAAGACUGGAAACGAUGAAAAGGCAUUGGAAAUGUUUUCUGAUCUGCGACAAUUUGAUUUUGCAAAAGAAUUUAUUGGAAGUGGUGACCAACGUAAUGUCAAGCAACUGAUCCGCAAGCAGGCCGAGUGGUGUAAAAGCACGAAUGACCCGCGGGCUGCUGCUGAUAUGUUUAUAGCAGCAGGUGAAUUUCUUAAAGCUGCCGAAAUCCUUGGCGAGAAUGGAUGGACCGACAAAUUGGUUGAACUUGGUCGCAAUUUGAACAAGGCUGAUAUCGAGCCAUUAAAAAUCUGUGCAUUUUACCUGAAGGAGCAACAACAGUAUUCCUACGCAGCGGAAAUGUACUUGAAAAUGGGGGACCAGAAAUCCCUAGUGCAAUUGUAUGUGGAGGCGCAUCAAUGGGAAGAGGCCUUCAAUCUGGCAGAAAAACAUAAGGAAUUCAAGGAUGAUGUGUAUGUUCCUUAUGCAAACUGGCUUGCAGAGAAUGACAGAUUCGACGAGGCCCAGGCAGCAUUUCAUAAGGCUGGCAAAAGGCAAGAAGCAAUCAAGGUUCUUCAGCAGCUUACAUUAAAUGCAGUCGUCGAAAACAGAUUUAACGAUGCGGGUUAUUAUUUUUGGCAACUUUCCAUGCAAUGUUUGGAUAUCGCAGGCAAGAAAGUCAAAGGUGACAUUGAGGUGGAAGACAAUAUUCUUGACAAAUUCUUUGAAUUUCAAGUGAAGAGUGAAAUUUAUUACGUGUACCAUUCAAUUCAGAGGUACAUGGACGAGCCAUUCACAUCCCAGUUGCCCGAGGCCCUUUUCAACAUGUCACGGUUUCUGCUGCAUAUGCUGAUUAAAGAUACCCCGCAUGGCAUUUCGAAAGUAAAUGCUCUUUACGCUCUGGCUAAACAAAGCAAGAACCUAAGAGCAUUCAAACUCGCGCGUUAUGCUUUUGACAAAUUGCAGGCAUUGAAGCUUCCUUCAAGACUCCAGGAAGCCAUAGACCUCGGCAGUAUUACUAUCCGAUCGAAACCUUUUCACGAUAAUGAGGAUUUAUUGCCAAUCUGUUACCGAUGCUCAACAACCAACCCACUGCUAAAUAACAAAGGAAACCAGUGCAUAAACUGCGCGCAGCCAUUCGUACACUCGUACAUUGGUUUUGAAAUCCUGCCACUGGUCGAGUUUAUGCUUGAAGAUGACAUAGAAGAUGAAGAAGCAAUCAAAUUGAUUGAAACAGAGGCUCUACAAACGAAUAAAAAGGACAAGCACAAAUUCCAGCAAUCAGAAAAUAUGCAAAGUCUUCGAUUUGAUGAGUUUGAAGAUGCUGUCGGUGAAGACGAAGACCCUUUCUCGACCAAAGUGAUGACAUUUGAGCAAGGUGGAGGUGAAUUCACACCAGUUCUCAUUGGCAGAAAAGCGCUAAAGAACUUAAACAGGAAUGAAGUUUUUAUUAAAAGAUGGCCUGAACCCCUUCGCUAUCAAUACUACAAGAAUAUAAUUCCAGAUGUAUCCAUCAAAAUGUGCCAAUCAUGCUUCAGGAUGUUCCACACUGAAGAUUUUGAGCUGGCCUUACUACAGCAUGGUCACUGUCCGUUUUGUCGAUUCAAAUUUGACUGAAGAUUCCUUUCUAUCAAGCUUCUUGUUUGAAAUUUAACUCUUUAAAGUUGUAUAUUUGUAAAUGUUUGUAAAGAGCGAAAAGGAAAUUUUGAAAAGUGGACAACUUAUUUAAGAGGAAACGUGUCUAAAUAUCAUUCCAUCUGUAGUAUAUCCAAGUUUGAUUACUUACGUAUUUCUUGCAAAGCGGAAACAUCUUUUGACAAUCUUAAGCAUUAUUUUUUGCGCACCACUAUACUUAUCCUUUCUUUUACAAUCUUUAUACACAUCUUGUAUGGCAACAGGUGUCAAAAGCUAAAUGGGUUAACCAAAAGAUUGAGACACCGAUUAUGAUAAAUACGUCAGCCUUUCUCGAGAUGCACAGAGAGAAAAAAAAAUUGUGGUGAAAAAUGUUCCUUUUGUGCUGCAAUGUAUAGCAAUUUUACGCCUUGUGCGAAAUCCGAUUUAUUUUAUCACUAUUUAAAGUUAAAAAUUGUUUUCAUGUUAGCAAGGGAAGGUUGGAAAAUAUACUAUUAAGAUAUGAUUCCUUCAACAUUUCAUUGCACUUUUAUAAAGGAUCCCCACAGUCAUCACACUUGGCGUUUCACAGUGUUUUGAAAUUCUUAAUAUUGACCCGAAUUUGAUGGUGAUUUAUGAAGGGCAGUGACCUGGUGGGCUUAAAUGCAGAAAAAACUGACGGACUUUUCUAGUCUAUCUUGCCUUAACAAGGGCGGAUCCAUGGAAAAAUCUCACUGAGUUCUUGGUAAGGCCAUGGUUUUUUAAAGGUCAUAUUAAGAUAAUUAUUUUCCCUAUUUUUUCCAUUUGGAUUCAACCUUCUUUGACGUUUUCAAAAUUUUUUAUUAUUUUUGCUUGCAGCCCUCAUGCUUGCAGCCAUUUUUGCUUUUUGCUUGCAUAGUUUGCAACCCUCUUUGCAAUAUUUUUAGGUUCUGUACACCCGCAAUUCGGCCGGCUGCUAUUUGCUUGAGUCGGUAGAAGUUGCUUUGUGAAUCUUGAUUUGCUCGCUGUACCAGUGAUAUGAUAUGCCGUUGAUUUUUAUGAUGUAUAUCAUUUGAUGAAUACGCCAAUUUCCACUUUCAGAUAAUAUUUCCCAGUGUUGAAGGCUUUCUUCUACUUCAGAUGUUUUAGUCAAAAGCAUUUUUGCAAAUCUCCUAUCUAUUCAUGUUCUUCUUUUGAAAUAUUUGUAAACGUUUAUUUCAUAUAAAUUUGUCGACGUCAUUUCUGUUUCCAAUAUCUUCAAUAUUA
Rhopilema esculentum is the source of this 4962-nucleotide messenger RNA. RefSeq names its product intraflagellar transport protein 122 homolog. The record is from RefSeq and is a predicted model, not a curated record. Lineage: Eukaryota; Metazoa; Cnidaria; Scyphozoa; Rhizostomeae; Rhizostomatidae. Gene Ontology annotation, molecular function: protein binding. Gene Ontology annotation, cellular component: non-motile cilium; intraciliary transport particle A. Gene Ontology annotation, biological process: protein localization to cilium; non-motile cilium assembly; intraciliary retrograde transport.